UACUCGCCGAAGGAGGAGCACAAAGUAAGAUGGCAGCGCCCAUUCUGGUUGAUGUGUGACAUGUGAACCACGCUCCUUCCUAUUCCUUUGAUUGCCAACAUAUUCUGCACAGAAUGUUCCGUUGCAAUAUGGUAUUUUUGUAUCCAUCAUGUUGGAGAAAACAACUGAAUGGAGUACUAGAUCCAACUAAAUGGCAGAAUAGGCGAAUCCUAAGAUGGAGCAGAACUAUUUUUAGUGAAACAGGAAAGUGGGAACAAAAUUAUACAUCAGAGACCAGGAAGAAAGUUGAAAAUUGGUGGUGUUCAAGAAUAAAGGAAUCAUUCAGCAAAAUCACAGAAACAGAUAAAUCAAAGCCAAAGUAUUACAUCCUGUCUAUGUUCCCAUAUCCUUCUGGAAAACUUCACAUGGGCCAUGUUCGAGUAUACACCAUAAGUGACACAGUAGCAUGGUUUCAAAAAAUGAGAGGAUUUCAGAUUCAUGUGGAACAGAAUAGCUUCAGAUUGGGACUUCCAGUUGACAUCGCGACAAACCCAGUAGCAGAGAACGGAAAGCUCCGUUCCUGCACUGGUCUUCAGCUGUUUGUGGACUCCAAAAGGAGCUGAAAACCACCUUGGAGGGGCAGUGAAGCUGUGGAGGGGUGCUCUGUGAGGUCUCAGAGGAGAACACAACUCCUCUGUGGAACCCUAGAGCUUUUCUUUGCCAUGACGGUGAGAAGAGGCUGAUCAAAAUGGCUGCCACCAAGUCGCGACAGCUGUGAAUACUGAAGCAUUGUGCAGGAGAGGAGAAAGUGGAUAAUAUAUGGAACUGGGUAAGAAGAACUAUUUAAAAUUUACCCCAAAAAGUUUAUGCCAGGAAAAAAGGAUUUCACUGUUACAUUAAAAGCGGCGGUAUAAGCACCAAGAGCAAAAUUCUAAAAAUGGAAAGCGGGG
This is a messenger RNA of Pseudonaja textilis, 929 nucleotides long. The record is from RefSeq and is a predicted model, not a curated record. Lineage: Eukaryota; Metazoa; Chordata; Lepidosauria; Squamata; Elapidae.